UGUGUAAAGACGGCAACACACCAGUUGCAUGUAUGCAACAGAUGUCGGCUAAUAAUAACAACCUGCUGCGCCUUUAAGAGGAUGACUGAGAGGAAACUUAAUAUCUCUCCACAUCGAGUCUUCAUCAAUUAACAGUGAGAGCCGACAUCAGGACGAUAUCUGAAUCUGUCCCUCUGCUCUGCUCUGCUCUGCUCUCCAAACCUGCUUUCUGUUGUUGUUGUUUUUCUUUUGUCACACAUAAACCGGAUUAAAUUACGCAUUGCACCUUUAAGAAGCUGUCACCAGGAUUAGAGUUACGCGCAACGAGCCAAGCCGUCCUCCGGAGGGGUUUUACGCACCGUCGGUUCCCAGAGCAGGGUCUCUCCCUCAGCGACAUUUCUCCGUCUGUCUCUCUCCUUCUUCGCUCGUCCUGACACCGCCGGGGAGCCCUCCACGCCACGCGACAUGGCCGAGAUAGGGAAAGGGGUCACCGCCGGGAAACUGGCCAUCAACGUCCAGAAGAGACUCACCAGAGCGCAGGAGAAGGUCCUGCAGAAGCUCGGCAAAGCAGAUGAGACCCGAGACGCUGCCUUUGAGGAGAUGGUGGCCAACUUCAACAAGCAGAUGACAGAAGGCACCAAACUGCAGAAAGACCUGAAAGCCUACCUGGUAGCGGUGAAAACGAUGCACGACGCGUCUCGGCGGCUUCAGGACUGUCUCGCUGACAUGUAUGAACCCGAGUGGUUUGGCAAAGAGGAGAUGGACUCGUUGACAGAGGACACAGACACUCUGUGGUUAGACUACCACCAGAACCUCACAGACAAAUCUUUGACCACUCUGGACUCGUACCUGGCUCAGUUUCCUGAUAUCAAGGCUCGUAUAGCGAAGCGCGACAGGAAGAUGGUGGACUUCGACAGCGCCCGGCAUCACUUCAGCUCCUUACAGAAAGGAAAGAAGAAGGACGAAGCCAAGAUCGCCAAGGCGGAGGAGGAGCUGGGCCGAGCUCAGAAGAUUUUUGAGGAGCUGAACGUGGAGCUACAAGACGAGCUUCCAACACUGUGGGACAAUCGUGUUGGCGUCUAUGUUAACACAUUCCAGAGCAUGGCACGUCAUCAGGAGAAGUUCCAUGGGGAAAUGAGCAAGCUCAGCCAAAACCUGAACGACAUCAUGACCAAACUGGAAGAGCAGCGGGAGCUGAAAAAAGGUGGUACUGCAGCAGCAAAGACAGAAGAUGGUGCCAAGAGCGAGGAAGCCAACCACAGCGAAUCAGCCAGCUCACCACCAAAGGUAACAACAAGGUCCGGUCCUCCUCCCAGCCGGCCUCCACCCCGAAUGACGCCGUCUCCAGACCUGAGACAGCAGUGUGUUAGCCCGACGGAGGGCGAGGCCUCGGUGGCCGGCGCUAGCACAGACUCAACGACACAGCAGCAGUGUGAGCCCUGGUCAGGGGUGAACCUGCUGGACUGGGAUGUGGAGGUUUUACAGCCCGUCACAUUUCCAGCCUCCAAGGCGCCAUCAUGGGAGUCAUGGCGAGAACAGACCGCCGCACAGCAGGAGCCGCAGCAUGAUGACGACCAAUACCCAGAGGAGGCCCAAGGUGGCUGGGAUUACGAUGACAGCAACACCCAGAGCUACACCCAGCCUGGUUGGGACGAUGCAGAAACAGCUCAGGAGAGCUGGAGCGAUGGAGGUGGAGGUGGUGAAGUCUAUGCCACUCAGUCGUACACACAGCCCAACUGGGACGACAAUAGCGCCCAAGUGGAGCAGGGUGGCUGGGGCGAUGAUGGAGAGGAUCAGAGUGCGGUGACCAAUGGCUCAGAUGGCGAACUCCCCCCAGGAUUCAUCUACAAGGUAAAAGCGAUACACGAUUACGCUGCCACUGACGGUGAUGAGCUGGAACUGAAGACCGGAGACUCUGUGCUGGUUUUGGCCUUUGACAACCCAGACGAGCAGGACGAUGGCUGGCUCUUGGGUGUGCAGGAGUCUCACUGGGUGGAGAACAAAAAUAUUUCAGCCAAAGGCGUUUUCCCUGAGAACUUUACUCAGAAGGUUUGAGGUUAAUGCCACAAAGAGAUUCGCCCCCCGUCUGUGCCCCAAACUCCUCAAUAUAGAUCUAACUGGUAAAGACAUGGUCACUGAAUGUCUUCUCACACACCAAACUGUAUCGGAACAUGAUUAGAAACAUGCACUGAAACACAAAGCAGUGGCUAAAAUGAUUUGUGUCAGGCAGUAAAACUCCUCAGUGAGCUCAUGAACACGUUCACACAAAGCAAACAGAACUUUACAUUUGAAAAAUAAAAAAAAAUUCCAAAAAUGUUUUCGUCAAAUCUUACACGUAAAUAUUACAUGUAUUAAUUCAGGCUGUUCUCAUGAACAGUUCGUACGUAUGCCAACGAAAAGGAGUGCACCACAGUUCGUAUAUAACCCACGUAAUUUUCAAAGCUGAGAUCAUGUGACCAAUGAGCUAACAGCAAUAAAGAAAGAGCUAACCCACUUUACUAAACCACAACUUACGUUGAGUACCCAACGAGACGACCCCCAACCAUAACUUUUUUCCAAAACCUUACCUACGUAACUUUACGUUCCUAAACAUAAACUACCUACCUUUACGUUAAGUACACAACCUGAUGACGCUUAACCAUGAUUUUUUUCCAAAACCUGAACUACGUAACUUUACAUUAGUACACAUGAUGACGCCUAACCAUGAUUCUUUCCAAAACGUAACCUACAUAACCUUACUUUCCUAAACCUAAGCUAUCUAACUUUACUUUCCUAAACCUAGACUUCAUAACUUUACGUUAAGUACCUAAUGUGACGAUGCCUAACUGUGAUUCUUUUCCAACACCUAGCCUACGUAAUUUUACUUUCCUAAGCCUAAAUUACGUAAAUUAACUUUCCUAAACCACAGCUACGUAACUUUUUUAAGUACACAAUGUUAUGACACCCAAUGUUUCUUUUCCAAAACCUAAACUCUGUAACUUUACUUUCCAACCCGAAACUACGUUACUUUACUUUACUAAAUAUAAACUACAUAACUUUACGUUAAGUACACAAUCUGACAAUGCCUAACCGUGAUUCUUUUCCAAAACCUAAACUACGUAAUUUUACUUUCCUAAACCACAACUACAUAACUUUAUUUUAAGUAUGUAACGUUAUGACAACCGAUGUUUUUUCCAAAACUUAAACUAUGUGAAUUUACUUUCCUAAAACACAACUACAUAACGUCAAGUACACAAUGUGACGACACCUAACCAUGAUGCUUUUUCAAAACCUAACCGACGUAGCUUCGCUUAUUUAAACUUAAUCUGCUUAACUUUACUUUUCUAAACUUACAUAACUUAAUGGUAUGUAUCUAACAUGAUGGCGCCCAACCAUGUUUCUUUUCCAAAACCUAAUCUUCAGACCUUAACUGUCUUAAACCUAACCAAUAUAACUGUACGUUAACCUACAUAACUUUACCUAGCCAUGAUUCUUUUCCUAAACCUAACCUCACUGGUAGGGGUGCUAAUUUGUGGGACACUAAUUCUUGAGAUAUUAUACGAACUGUUGUACGUGCAUUUUCGUAAGAGAUCAUACGAACAGUUGUUUGAGGACACGUUAAUCAAUUUUGGUUUUACUUCUUAUUCCUGAAUUAUUUACAACCUGAACUGAAACAGAACACAUAAAAAAUGUGUUGGUGAUUUUAAAAAAGGAGAAAUAAGUCAUGGACGUAUUGUACGUAUGUCAGAAUGUUUUAUGUUGUGUAUUGUCAACAGUUUUUAAGAACUUCUCACAGUUCCUUGCAUGAAGCAUUUUAUUGUAUUGUCAUUUACGUUGUAACACAACAAACACUGUGACACCAGGUGGUAUUGUUCCAUAAAAUGUGGCUGAUUGAAAAACGCAGGUGUCCUAGAAUAGAGCCCUGGAGAACACCACAGAUACAAACAGGCUUUGCCUCGAGUUAUCAAAAUCUAUUACAGUUUCUUGGACUUGUAGGAUUAUCAAAGGGAACAGUAGUUUUUCAUUUUCUUUUCUGGACAUUUUGAGGACAUGACUUGAUGUGUGGCUUACAUUUUCUAAUGCAAAUACGCUUUUAUUUUGAUUUUUGAACCAUCUUUUCAUCAGUGGAUGAAAUGCAAAACCUUAUCAAACUCGCUGCAGAUUUUUUUUUCUUUAGUUACCACUAUUUAUGACUAUUUACCACUAGUUUAGAUGUCAUCCUUUGAGACAGGAGAUGUAUGCUGUUUAACUCUUUUUAGACAUUUUCAUAUGAAUUUGACUCCGGCUCUCGGUGCUCUCUUGGAUAGGACAAAGGCAAAUCAAGUGAAGGCUGCACACUCUGAGCCUGUGGAGUCCAAAACUGUGACACAAGAAGCUAAAUGAGACUGAGGCUAAAAUAUUUUAACCUUUCUAACCUGCGUAAACCAAAGUUAAACCCAUGCAAACUGUAUUUUUACAAUGUGUGGUAUUAAUGAAUAAGGAGUCAGUCCAAGUGGUAACUACUGUACCGUCUGUUGGAUCAAGACAGUGUCAUUAAAGAUGAAUGAAACAU
Messenger RNA from Epinephelus moara (kelp grouper), 4510 nucleotides. RefSeq names its product bridging integrator 1b (gene bin1b). The transcript has 18 exons. The coding region runs from base 445 to 2034 and encodes 529 amino acids. NCBI's taxonomy places the organism in Eukaryota, Metazoa, Chordata, Actinopteri, Perciformes, Serranidae. Gene Ontology annotation, molecular function: tau protein binding; phospholipid binding. Gene Ontology annotation, cellular component: plasma membrane; cytoplasm; synaptic vesicle. The record is from RefSeq and is a predicted model, not a curated record.